Ornithorhynchus anatinus (platypus) is the source of this 1403-nucleotide messenger RNA. It is a transcript of the gene NR0B2, whose product is annotated as nuclear receptor subfamily 0 group B member 2. The transcript has 2 exons. Bases 149 to 937 code for a protein of 262 amino acids. Gene Ontology annotation, cellular component: cytoplasm; nucleus. NCBI's taxonomy places the organism in Eukaryota, Metazoa, Chordata, Mammalia, Monotremata, Ornithorhynchidae. Gene Ontology annotation, molecular function: transcription factor binding; transcription corepressor activity. The record is from RefSeq and is a predicted model, not a curated record. Gene Ontology annotation, biological process: circadian rhythm; negative regulation of transcription by RNA polymerase II.
AGAGAAAUAGCUAGAGAGAAAAAGUGACAGACGCAGAGAGAAGUAGCGAGAGAGAGAGGGAGGGAAGGAGGGAGGGGACGGACGGAGAGAUCCAGAGAGAGCGGCCCAGGCUCCGGGGUUUUGCCCCCGGGAGGCGGGUGACGGCAGCAUGGCGGAGACGGAGGCGAGCCCCGCGGGCUGCCGGUGCCAGGGAGGUUGCGGGGGCCGCCAGGCCAUCCUGUACACCCUCCUGCGGCCCGGCCCGGGCCCCGGCCCGGACCCCGGCUGGGUGCAGCGGCCCUGCCUCUGCCGGCGGUGGCGGCCAGCGUCCCUGCGUACGCCGCAGCGCACCUGCCGGGCGGCCUCGGCCGUCCUGGUGAAGACGGUCAGCUUCAUGAAGAACCUGCCCUCCUUCCGCCUGCUGCCCGACGGCGACCAGCUGCUCCUGCUCCACAGCUGCUGGGCCCCGCUCUUCCUGCUGGGCCUGGCCCAGGACGCCGUCACCUUCGAGGUGGCCGAGACGCCCGCCCCCGCCCUCAGCAUGCUCCAGCGGAUUCUGCUGGACGGCCGGGGACGCCCGCGCCGGGAGCCCGAGACCGCUCGGCCCACGCUGGCCGCCGCGCAGAGGCUGCAGUGUUGUCUCCACACUUUCCGGGGCCUGGACCUCGGCCCCAAGGAGUACGCCUACCUCAAGGGGGUCUUCCUCUUUAAUCCCGACGUGCCGGGCCUCCGGACCUCCCCGGCCAUCGAGAGCCUCCAAUGCGAGGCUCAGCGGGCGCUGCGGGAGGAGCUGCUGCCCCGGCACCCCGAAGACCAGGGCCGCUUCGCCCGCGUCCUGCUGGUCGCCUCCACCCUCAAGUCCAUCCCGCCGGCGCUGGUGCGAGAUCUCUUCUUCCGGCCGGUCAUCGGCGACGCCGACAUCACCGGGCUCCUCGCCGAGAUGCUCUUCGUGCGGUAGCCCGGGGCCCAGACCUGGGACCCCUCCCCGCAGGGUCCGCUGCAGAUUUACGGGGACGGGAGACCCCCGGGGGGGCUCUGCGGACGAGGCGGGGCCGGCCCGGAGGUGAGGGGCGAGAGCGCGGGCCGGGCAGGACCGGCCCGUGACCCCGGCCCGUGACCCCGGCCCCUCCAGCGGGGCGGGAGGGCCUCCGAACCACGUUUGUGCCCUCCUAUGCGACUGUCCGAGGGGCCCGGGCACAGACGGGAAACUCCCCGAGGGUGCCCCAGGGGCCCGGGUGCCGGACACUCCCCUGGGAUUCCGGCCCUGGCAAAAGUGGCGCCGCCGACCCCGGGACCAGCUCUAACUCUCCGCUUCCCCGACGGGGCCCGGGAGCGGCUGUCAAUCAGAGACUUCGUCGUUUGUGCAGAACCUCGUUAAAUUAUUGAAUUUUUUUAAAAAAUAAAGUCCUUUCUAGCGCUUGGAA